Messenger RNA from Taeniopygia guttata (zebra finch), 1233 nucleotides. The record is from RefSeq and is a predicted model, not a curated record. NCBI's taxonomy places the organism in Eukaryota, Metazoa, Chordata, Aves, Passeriformes, Estrildidae.
ACCCCUUUGAGCCCUGAGCAGAGGCAGCAGUGCUGUGACCCUCUCUCCAACAGAGCCAGCUCUGCUCCGAGAUGGCGCAGAGACGCAGCCUCGCUGUCCCCUACGGAGCGCCCGUCCUUGCUGUUUCCUUCUUGGCAUGUGUGGCCACAGGUUUGGAACUGUCUGUAAAUAACCACGCUGCUGACUUCACCCUGUCUACAGGGCUCAGCCCUGCCAUCUCCCUCUCGUGCCUCGUACACAACAGCAGCCAGGCCGAGGAGCUGCUCUGGUACCGCGGAGAUGGGCAAGUGGCUCUGAAAGAGGGCAAUAAAGUGAACAUCAGCAACAUCUGCAUAUCCCCCGUCAACCAGUCUGACAACGGAGUCACCUUCACGUGCAGGCUGGCACGGGACAAGUCUGUGAAGGUGUCUGUGAUCCUGGAUGUGCAGUUCCCUCCCCAGCUGAGUGGAGAGGAGACCCUCCAUGUGGAAGAAGAGAAAGAUGUUACUCUGACCUGCAACUCCAAAUCCAACCCUCAAGCCCAAAGCACCUGGUUAAAGGACAACCAGAGCUUGACCCUGCAGCAAAGUCGCCACGAGCUGUACCAGACCAGUGAGGUCUUUCAGCUCUCCAUCAGAAAAGUGCAGAAGUCUGACAACGGGACCUACACCUGCGUGGUGGAAUCACGCCUGGGAAAUGGGACAAGGGAUUUCCACCUCAUAGUUGAAGAUAAAAAACCUGUUUUUCCCAAGGAGGCUGUUAUUGCUGCUGUUGUGGUGGUUACAAUCACAGUACUUUUUGGAAUUGUGGCUCGAAAAGAUAAAAUUUUUAAGUGCUUCAAGAAAUCAAGAGAAACAUCUCUGAGGUGAUUUUUCGUUUCUUCUGUUCAUUUUGCUGCAGCGCCUUUCCACAGGGCAUUGGGGUGGUGGCCACCCAACUCUCUGCCCCUUCCCAAUGAUCCUGUGGGCAUCUCAGCUUCUCCUGUCAGGGCAAAAGCUGCCUGGCACUUGGCACUGCUGCUGCACCUCCGGUCUCCAUGGCUCACCAGGGCUUGGGGCAGCUCCCAGUGCUCAGUGACACACAGCGAAGGUCCGGUGUGAUUGCUCCAGUGCCAUGAUGGGUGGAAAACACCUCCAUCCAUCCCUUCCCCCAACAAAUGUGCCACUCAAGCACUUUUCUCAAGGUCCUGGCAAGCUCUUGAGGCCUCAUCAUGCCUUGGAAUAGUCCAUUACUAAUACUAUCAAUAAACACUGU